GGACGAGAGAGUACGGAGAUUAAGGGCUGCGCAUCUGGCAGCACGGAACCAUGAGGUCUCGCGGAUGGACAAGGUCAUCAGCAACUCCAGGAGGUACAUGGACGCAGCGCAUAGAUAUACCGUCAUGGGAUUAAUAGGCUUCAGUGGUAUGUCGCCUCACCCCCCCGGCCGUCGCUGCACUCUAACCCCCCCAUCCUCCUUCCAGGGCUCGCUCUCCUCGUCACAGUAUAUGCUACCGUAGACAUGAUGGUCUAUAACCGAAACCGCCGCAACGAGUUCUUCGCCCUGCAGCAGCAAUUGCAGACGGGCAGUCUCGAAGCCGCCCGUCUAGCUUACAUGACUGGUUCCGCUACCGAGGAACAGAUUGCCCUCGUAGAAGAUGCUACCGACAAGGCAAAGAAGGCCGGCCUUGAGCUGCCAAACUUACUGCACGCUCCCAAGACCCUGUCAUCCAUGGCCGCCGCCGCCACCACCACCACCACAUCCGAGGCCGAGAGGACAGUGUGGCCGGGCGAAUCCCUGCAAGACACCUCGCUCAGCCCCGCCGAUCAUGUAGAGGCCCCCCGGAAGAAGGGUCUCACCGGCUGGCUAUUCGGCGGUUUGAAGGACGAGGAUACCGCAGCUGCUCCCGCCCAUCUGGGCUUCGAGAGGGAACACGAUGCGGCCUCGCCAGACCAGGGCCGCACCAGCGCUGCUGCACAUGCCUUGGGCGAGAAGGGAGACGCGUUGAAGGACAAGGCAAAGGCCGCCUUCGAGGCCGAAAAGCAGCACCAAAGGCAGGGUGGCCCCCUGGACCAGCUCGGUCUCGACGCAGCCGAGAAGAAGAAGGGUUGGUUCUGGUAAGACUCCACCAGGCAACAGGCACAGGGCACAGGCACAAGCAUAGACGUGUCUCUUCAUGUCGCCU
This is a messenger RNA of Truncatella angustata, 907 nucleotides long. RefSeq lists its product as uncharacterized. The record is from RefSeq and is a predicted model, not a curated record. The coding region runs from base 244 to 843 and encodes 199 amino acids. NCBI's taxonomy places the organism in Eukaryota, Fungi, Ascomycota, Sordariomycetes, Amphisphaeriales, Sporocadaceae. The transcript has a single exon.